AUGUGCACUAGCAGGAAGAUCGUCUGGAGUCUGUUGGUGCUGUCGGUGCUGGAGAUCGGGUUUGGCGUUGCGAGCAUCACGUUGGGUGCGGUGGGGAUCAGCCGCGUCCGAGCCGUUCAGAAGACGCAGUUAGGAGAUGCAUCCCCAAUUUGGAGCGGUGUGUGCUUUGUCAUCUGUGGAUUCUGUGGAGUCUUGUGUGCUAUCAAGAGGUCAGGACUCAUUAUGAUAUUGUUUUCAGCCUGCUGCAUCUGUGGGCUGAUCGGCGGGAUCCUGAACAUCCAGUUUGUGCGGGUGCUGGUGAGGAGGCCUGACGCGCUCCGCUCCCUGCACCUGGCCACGCUAACGCUGGCCUCCCUGGGCAUCGCCGGCUGCACCCUCUCCACCUGGCUGACCUGCCGGCUGGCCAGCACCGAGCAGCAGCGGAUGUUUCUGGAGAGGGAACACUCUCUGCACCACUCCCACGAGAUGACCGAGAAGGACUUCUCUGAAAGGAGAGAAAAGUCUGGGAUUCCCCAGAUCUCUCUCAAUGGGAAGACAUCGCUGCCAUGUUGGAGGGCUAAGAAACAAAUGAACAUCAUUAAUAAGGAUAGGGGAGAAUGCUGA
Messenger RNA from Megalops cyprinoides (Indo-Pacific tarpon), 603 nucleotides. RefSeq names its product transmembrane protein 196-like. Lineage: Eukaryota; Metazoa; Chordata; Actinopteri; Elopiformes; Megalopidae. The coding region runs from base 1 to 603 and encodes 200 amino acids. The transcript has 4 exons. The record is from RefSeq and is a predicted model, not a curated record.